Macrosiphum euphorbiae (potato aphid) is the source of this 1083-nucleotide messenger RNA. The record is from the annotation of a GenBank genome assembly. Lineage: Eukaryota; Metazoa; Arthropoda; Insecta; Hemiptera; Aphididae.
AUGCCGCGGCCCAGUCGCGACUCGUACGGCGACCAAAAACCACCGUACAGUUACAUAUCGCUCACGGCCAUGGCCAUUUGGAGUUCGCCCGAGAAAAUGCUUCCGCUGUCCGACAUCUACAAGUUCAUCAGCGACCAGUUCCCGUACUACAGACGGAACACGCAACGCUGGCAGAACUCACUCCGGCACAACCUGUCGUUCAACGACUGUUUCGUGAAAAUCCCACGAAUGCCAGACAGACCGGGCAAAGGUGCUUACUGGGCUCUGCACCCGGCCGCCCUGGACAUGUUCGAGAACGGUUCGCUGUUACGGCGCCGCAAACGAUUUAAGCUGGUCAAGUCCGACAAGGACAGAUUGGACAACGAACUGAUCGCUCUGGCUAACAAUUUGGCGCACAUGCAGCGCAACCAUCCAUCCAUGUCGGCGGCCUCGUCGUUGUCGUUGGCGGCUACUUCGUCGUCGGGCGCGUCGUCCGCGUCGUCGUCUUCGCCGUGUUCGUCGUCGGCCGGCAGCCCGCCACCUCCGACGCAGCCACAGCCACCGUCGUCUCAACACGGUGCAGCGGCCGCUCCCCAUCACCAUCAGCUGCACUGUUACGACGACAGCAGCAACGGCGGCCGUCGACGCCGCCACCGCAGCCGCAGCCGUAACAUUGCGGCACAUCAUGACCACCGGCACGCCAUCAUCGCCGUGGACGCGGGCACCGCUUGCACAACCAAGCCGGCGGUCAAAAGACCGUUCGACAUCGAGAGCCUAAUCGGACCCGAUCCGUUGUCGGCCACGUCUCCCGCCGCACCGGCGCAGCCGCUGGCCGCCGCGGAUUACACGGACGACGAUGACGACGACGACGUAGACGACGACAUUCUACGGCGAUUCCCGUCCAUCGUGCCGGCCGCGUACCGAGCGCCGUUGAUGGUGCCGUACGAUUUCCAUCACGCGGCGGCCGCCGCGGCGAUCGCGUUCCAAGACCAUCACCAACACCACAUGCACCACAGCCAGCUGCAACAGUUACACCAGCACCACCACCAACAACAACAACACUAUUUACGGUACGCCGCGGCGUCUUAUUUUCCGCACAACUAA